Porites lobata is the source of this 4335-nucleotide messenger RNA. Lineage: Eukaryota; Metazoa; Cnidaria; Anthozoa; Scleractinia; Poritidae. The record is from the annotation of a GenBank genome assembly.
AGAUCACAUCGAGAAUGUUUAAUCUUGAAAGUUGCGCUUCUGGCUAAUGAGUGGGGAUCUUCUAAGGGUGGUCUGUCAACACUCAACAGAGCACUUGCCAUACAUUUGGCAAAACUCUCAAACGUAGAAGUCACUAUUCUUCUGCCUGAAUUUGAGUGUAGUGGAGAUGACAAGAGAACUGCCAGGAGUCACAACAUUGCUAUAAGGGAAGCAGAGCGCCUCCCUGGCUUCAGUGAUCCUCUUGACUGGUUGUGCUUUCCACCCGAUGACCUUGACAUUCAGGUUGUGAUUGGCCAUGGUGCAAAGCUUGGUAGACAGGCCCAAAUCAUCAGAAAGUCUCAUUGCUGUAAGUGGGUGCAGGUAGUGCACACUGAACCUGAAGAGCUGGCAAUGCAUAAGAACUAUCCUGGCGCCGUCGCCAAAGGCGAAGAAAAGAACAGAGCAGAAGUUGAGUUGUGCCAAAUUGCAGAUCUCGUUCUGGCAGUUGGGCCCAAGUUGACAGAAGCAUUCUCGUCCAAACUGCGUUCAUAUCAUCGAAAAGUCUUUCAGUUAAUACCAGGUUCCUUUGAAGAGUUUUUUGAUAUUAAACGUACUACGCAAGAGAGUGCGAAUUUCAAAGUGUUAGCAUUUGGUCGCGGUGAUUUUAAAGACUUCAGUCUCAAAGGAUAUGACAUUGCCGCUAAAGCCAUUGUUGAAUUGAAGGACUGUUCAUACCGUCUGAUCUUUGUUGGUGCUCCUGAUGGAAAGCAGGACGAAGUCGCAGAUAAUUUACUCCAGUCGGGCAUCUCAAGAAGCCAACUAAUUGUCAGAUCAUUUAUGAAAAACAAGCAAAGAUUGAAAGAGUUGUUUUGUGAAGUUGAUUUGGCCAUCAUGCCUUCAAGAACUGAGGGAUUUGGCCUGACAGCACUGGAAGCUAUGUCAGCUGGUCUUCCCAUUCUGGUAAGUGGAAACUCUGGGUUUGGAGAAACAUUGCGUGAUCUUCCAAAGGGAGAUUCAUUUGUGAUUGAUUCAGAUGACCCCAAGGAAUGGGCAAGGGAAAUUGCUGCUAUCCGUAAAAUACCCAGGAUACAAUUGCUUGAGGACAUCCAAAGACUACGGAGAUGUUACGAAGAGAGAUUCAGUUGGGAAAGACAGUGUAAGACCCUUGUUGACAAGAUAUGGAAGAUAGUUUACGGUAAGGAGGUAACGUACGUUCAAAUUUGAAUUCGAAUGUGUAUCUCAGUGUGAUUGUCCUUUGUUAUGCCUUUAUUUUACAUGAUGCAUGUUUAAGGUUGUGGAAAUGCGGCUGUGUUACCAACGCCGACAAUUUACAUUUCUUGUGGUAAAGGGUCUGGAUGGGGGUCCUGAUCCCGCAUUCCCGCUUCUUUUUCACAACGAUCCCGCAUCCCGAACUACUGUCAUUGAUCCGUAUACAUUUCUAUCCCGAAUACCGUUCGUUUUCUUUGCCAAUAUCGCAUCCUGCGCCACGAUUUUAGCGAAUCCCGCUUCCCGAGUAGCGGUCAAAUCCGUAUCCCGUCAAGAAAUUUUGCUUUUUCCCGAAUCUCGCGCUAUAUUUCUGUCAAACCCCAUGGAUUUAUAUAUACACAUUCUCUUUAAAAAGUGGAUGUGUCCAGACGUCUCCUCGCAAGACCUCCGACAAUUGGACCCCUAACUCUCCUCAUUUUGUGUGGUCGCGUAGGGGACGUUGGACGGUGCGCUACUGAGGUUGUAAUCCUUGACCUUUCUUUUUACUUCAUCGCCUAUUUGAACAUUACAGGUACUGGAAAACCACAGGAACAUGCAUUUCCAGUGAACAGCUUUGAAGAAGGUGUUUCAACAGGACAGUUCCCAGGUGAUGUCAUUGUCUGCUAUUUUUGGAGGAAAGUAUGCUUAUCAGUUUGUUCAGUUUAAGCCACGAUAAUUUAACCGGAAUACGUCUUCGCACGAAAUUGUCGGGUGUUUUUAGCUUUGUAUUAGUGUACCAUCCUCUAUUAAACUAACGUGAAAAGUGACCUCUUUUUAAUCGGUUUCCCUCUAUCAUUUACAGAUGAACACGUUUUCCUUGCACUUCAGCAAAUCCAACUGGAAGCACGCACGAAGACCAGUAAAACGGAGCUCUCGCUGAAUUUAAAGAGAAUUUCUUUGGAUAAAGGUUUCGUGAUUUCCGAUAAUCAAGGAGAAGGAAAUUGUAUGUUUUUGGCGCUUUCAGAGCAGCUUGAACUCAUCAAAGGAAUUAAAAUCUCCCAUAAAGAGUUACGCUUAGCCGUUGUUCAAUACCUUAAGGAAAACUCUAAGCUGGUUAGUGUGUUAUCAUUCUUUGUCAGUGUCUUAGUUAUUUGUCCUACACUAGCAACGUAAGGAUUGAAUGAUGGUGGGACAGACAGCAUUCCGUUCAGUUCUAGUGUAAAUUUAGUAACGGACGUGGAGGCAUUUAAGGGAACAUUAUCUUUUUUUCCUUUUCGGUCGUCAAGCUUCCGUUUUUUAUAUCUUAUAAACAGGGGUGGGCCUUAACCAUGGUGGCAAAAUUUGUAUUUUGUUCCAUCAUUCUGUUUCACACUACAGGGUGUCCCAAAAGUUCGUUCCUCUAAUUUCAUGCACUAUAACUUUUGAUCAAAACUUUAUUUUUACUUGAAAUUUCUAGAAGUUGUUUAUUUCACUAUCGAGAACAUGUAUUCAGAAUUUCAGUUAUUGGCGUACCCUUUUUGUUUUUUUUAUAACAUUCUGUAGCCGUUGCGGCAUGAAGUGGAAUACAGCGUGUAGACCCACAGAUGAUCCAUAUUGAGCUUUUUUAUCACCUUGUGCGCAGGAGCCAGUUCAGCCCCCAAACAAUAUUUGCUUAGUUUAGGCAGCUGAAAAAAAUAUUGAGCACUCAUCCGAAAAAGAUAAUCAUCCCUUCCACAGUAAGGCUUUUGUACUUCUUUACAAAUUUGAGACGAGCUGGGCGUUACUUGGCAGACUAAGCAGAGUUUUUUUUGGCCGUCUCAGGGUUCUCUAAUUUUUUAAACAUUUUAAACAGCUUUUCAUGACCCUUUCUGGACUUGGCUUGCUAACUAUGUGAGAGUUUCCUUGUGGAGACGUCUCCUUUUUUGUAUCUAGUCUUCUUAAAACUAUUUUACCUGCUUUAUUCAGGACUUUUGGUCUUCCCCCUCGUUUCUUGCCUUCAAAACCUUCAUUUCGCCAUGAUCAUUUACCACCCAACAUUCGGAUUUUUCCAGUUUUUUUAGCAGUUUCUAUAACAGAUAAGCCAGUAAAUCGAAGUAUACAUGCUCAUGCUCUCACGUAGCUGGACGUUUUUGCGUUAAGGGUGUUUAUCUUUCUUGAUAUUCACAAAAAACAAGGAAGGAGUUCGAGCAAUUCGGGCUAUAAAAUACAAACAAAAAAAGGCUGGAAAAUAUACUCGCGCUCGCGCACCUUUGGCGCGGCAGUACACAAAUCGAAUAUUCGAGUCAAAAGAUAGCACAACAAGUACGAAAAUAGUGAAUUCGAUUGAAAGUCACAACUUUUGUUUCAAUGAUUUUCUUACCAAGUCCAAUCGUACUGAAAUACUAAGUACAGACUUAUAAAGUAGAGGAACGAACUUUUGGGACACCCUGUAGAGCAUAACGUUUUUCUUCUUCUCUCUCCAUUUCAUUGCUUACUUAAAUGUAGACGAAGCUUACUUUGUCACACUUUUUCUUGAACACAUCGAAGAGGAGUACAUUUUUUGUCAAAAAUGGUAUAUAAAAGGUUAAGGUACUGGACAUCGGGGUGGAGCCUUAUCAAACUUUGAUGAAUAGCCCUUCAGGGUAGAAGCGUUUUACUCACUUGACCAUCAGCUAUGCAAGUGUAUUGAAACAAAAGUACGUUUUUCAUAGGAUUGCUUUGGGUUACUAACGUGGCAGACGUUUUAUUGUUUUUGAGCAUCAAUAAGGCGGGCGUGGUGUCAUGUGAAAACGCUUUGAGGAGAAUUUUUCUAAGUGAGAUGGGUACUUAGUGUUGGUGCUGUUGUCUGCUUUAAAUGCUGUUGACAACGACAAAUUUUCCUGAAAAGUAGCGUGCACUAACGCAUUUCCCCCCAUUUUUCUCUUACAGCCGGAUGGGACAAAGCUGUUCCACUUUGUGGAUGGAUGCUCAUCUUGGGCAGCGUACCUCGCAAGCAUGAUGACCGAUGGUACAUGGGGUGAUCACGUGAUUCUGCAUGGUGCAGCAAACUGUUUUGAGACGUGCAUCCACGUGAUCAACAGUCUGCCGCAUCACAAUGACAUAUGGAUCUGCCCAGAGUAUGAUGUUACUGGUAGCAACCGACUUGUGCUGGGUCACGUGCACGAGCUUCACUAUGUUAGUCUCAUCCCAGAUAUAGGAUGGAAAGAUGUCUGA